Zingiber officinale is the source of this 1153-nucleotide messenger RNA. Its product is annotated as pentatricopeptide repeat-containing protein At3g04760, chloroplastic-like. Bases 8 to 1153 code for a protein of 381 amino acids. The transcript is spliced from 5 exons. Lineage: Eukaryota; Viridiplantae; Streptophyta; Magnoliopsida; Zingiberales; Zingiberaceae. The record is from RefSeq and is a predicted model, not a curated record. Gene Ontology annotation, molecular function: protein binding.
UCAGGCAAUGGCGUCUGCUGAAGCCAAGACGACCCAGCCGCAAACCCUAGACUCUAAGGAGUCUCACUACAUGAAGCUCCUCAGCCGCUCCUGCAAAGCCGGAAAGUUCAACGAGUCCCUCUAUUUCCUGGAGUACAUGGUGGGCAAAGGCUACAAGCUCGACGUCAUCCUCUGCACUAAGCUAAUCAAGGGGCUCUGCAGCUCGAGGAGCGUCGAUAAGGCCGUGCGCGUGAUGGACAUCCUGGAGUCUCACGGUGAGCCCGAUGUCUUCGCUUAUAACGCGCUCGUCAGCGGCUUCUGCAAGGCCGGCCGCAUCGAAUCGGCUAUCGAGGUCCUCGGUCGGAUGAAGAGCCGGCGCUGUCCUCCGGACAUCGUCACCUACAAUAUUCUCAUCGGCUGCUUCUGCACCAGGGGGAAGCUCGACCUGGCCCUGGAGGCCUUGGACAGGCUUCUGGACGACAAGUGCCAGCCGACUGUUGUCACCUUCACCAUCUUGAUCGAGGCGGCGCUGCUGCAGGGAGGGAUUGGCGAUGCCAUGAAAUUUUUGGACGAGAUGAUGUCGCAGGGGCUUCAGCCGGAUAACUACACUUACACCGCCAUAAUCCGAGGGCUGUGCAGAGAAGGAAUGGUGGAUGCGGCGUACGAGUUCCUCAAGAGCUUGCCUUCGAGAGAAUGCGACCCGGAUGUAAUGUCCUACAACGUCUUGCUCCGUGGGUUGUUGAGUUACAAGAGAUGGGAAGAUGGAGAGAAGGUUGUUGGUGAAAUGCUUGAGACAGGUGUGAAGCCCAAUACUGUUACCUAUAGCCUUUUGAUCAACUCUUUGUGUCAUGAAGGUAAGCUAGACAGAGCAAAGCAGUUGCUUGACGAUAUGAUCAGCAGAGGGCUGAAGCCUGAUUCUUAUAGCUAUGACCCCUUGAUCUCUGCUUAUUACAAAGCACAGUGGGAAAUUCUUAGGUCCGUGCUUUGUGAGAAUUAUAUUGUGAUAGAGCUUGUUUUUAUGAAUGUGUUUGCACUGGUCUUAGCUAGAGGCAUAGAGUGCGACAUUGCAUUACUUGCAGUUGAGAGUGAAGAAUUCUGGAAAGGUGCUGAACCACUUCGUUUUGGUCAAUUGCCUUGCCUUCAGGAUAAUGAAGAGCUGGAAAAUUGUAAAUAA